This is a messenger RNA of Oikopleura dioica, 504 nucleotides long. The record is from the annotation of a GenBank genome assembly. NCBI's taxonomy places the organism in Eukaryota, Metazoa, Chordata, Appendicularia, Copelata, Oikopleuridae.
AUGGGUCGACGAAACAAGAAGGAGAAGAAGGUCGUCUGCCAGGGCUCUGAUGUCUUCAACAUGUUCGAGAAGACCCAGCUCCAAGAAUUCAAAGAAGCCUUCGAAAUGAUCGACUCCAACCGAGACGGCUUCAUCGACAAGAACGAUCUCCGAUCCACCUACAUGUCCCUCGGUGUCCGAAACGUUGAAGAUGCUGAUAUCGAAAAGAUGAUGAACGAAGCUUCUGGCGCUCUUAACUUCACUACCUUCCUUAACAUGCUUGCUGAGAAGCUCCACGGCACUGACCCCGAGGACGUCAUGAUCGAAGCUUUCAAGGUUCUCGACCCCGCUGGCACUGGAAAGAUCCAUUCCUCCCAACUUAUCGAAGCCCUUACCUGCGAGGCCACUCGAUUCUCCAAAGAAGAAGUCGAUGCUCUCAUGGAAUUCGCCCCAGUUGAUGUUUCCGGCAACCUCGACUACAAGGCUCUCUGCUACAUCAUCACCCACGGUCAGGAAGAAGAAUAA